UUCCCGCCUCUAUUUCAUGUAUCUCUGCUGGUUAAUGCCGUAUGUUAAUAACCGUGGGUAACCCCACUAGAUGGAGCCAAAGAAGAACAACGGCAGUCGACGUCGGCCGGAGAUCAUUCACGCGAUUGACCACCACGACUCACGACUCACGAGCUACAUCAGUGUGCAUUUUAACCUCAACUGUGUGUGAAAUCAACCUUCGUCAACAAAAUGGUUCGCAAGUUAAAGUAUCAUGAACAAAAGUUAUUGAAAAAAGUUGACUUUAUUUCUUGGUCAGCUGAUGAAAAUUUGCGUGAGGUCAAGAUUUUAAAACGUUAUCGUAUACAAAAACGUGAAGACUAUACAAAGUAUAAUAAAUUAUCCAGAGAAAUUCGAGAAGUUGCUGAAAAAAUAAAAGAACUUGAUUCAGAUUCACCAUUUAGAGCUGAACAAAGUGCUGUAUUACUAGAAAAGCUCUUUAUUAUGGGACUCAUUCCAACAAAAGCAGAUCUUUCAUUAGUUCAAAAAAUUACUGCUAGUUCCUUUUGUCGUCGUAGACUACCCAUAAUUAUGGUGCGCAGCAAAAUGAGUGAAAAUUUGAAAAUGGCUACACAACUCAUUGAACAAGGUCAUGUAAGGGUAGGACCAGAAGUAGUAAAAGAUCCCGCAUUUUUAGUUACAAGGAAUUUGGAAGACUUUGUUACUUGGGUUGAUUCAUCCGCUAUCAAGAAACACAUUAUGGACUACACUAAUGAGAGAGAUGACUUUGAGAUGUAAACUACAACAGCAUCUUUGAAGAGUAUAGCAUCAGCUUUCUUAAAAUUAAAGAAUAGAAUAUUUAGCAUAAGGAUUGUAAAUAAUUGUAAAUAAUAAAAAAUCUUUUAUAUAAAAAAAAGUAAAAAAUGUCCUUAAUCAUUUGCGAA
Trichogramma pretiosum is the source of this 902-nucleotide messenger RNA. Its product is annotated as U3 small nucleolar ribonucleoprotein protein IMP3. Bases 211 to 756 code for a protein of 181 amino acids. Gene Ontology annotation, cellular component: Mpp10 complex; small ribosomal subunit; small-subunit processome. Lineage: Eukaryota; Metazoa; Arthropoda; Insecta; Hymenoptera; Trichogrammatidae. Gene Ontology annotation, biological process: rRNA processing. The record is from RefSeq and is a predicted model, not a curated record. Gene Ontology annotation, molecular function: structural constituent of ribosome; rRNA binding; snoRNA binding. The transcript has 3 exons.